CACAGAGUUUGAGUUCUCCACAGAGAGAUCUUAUCAUACAUCCAUGAGAGAGAUACAUGAUGACAACAACAACAACUAUAACACAAGCCUUAAAAAUGCACUUUGGGUUUGACAACUUUCGAUCUAAAAUACAGGAGGAUGUUGUUAAAGCCGUCGUCAAAGGUGAUAAGGAUGUGUUUGUGUGCAUGCCCACGGGAGCAGGGAAGUCGCUCUGCUACCAGCUACCCGCGGUCCUGGCUCCGGGUAUCGCUCUGGUUAUAUCCCCGCUAAUCGCUCUCAUUCAGGACCAAGUGGACCACCUGAAGAGUCUGAACAUCCCCGCCUGCUCCAUCAACUCCAAGCUCCCAGCAGGCGAGCGCCGGCUGAUCUUUGCUGAUUUAGGGAGCAGCAGUCCUAAGCUCAAGCUGCUUUACAUCACUCCGGAGAUGGUUGCCUCUCCUUCGUUCAAGCCCUGCCUGACGGACCUGUGCACCCGUGGCCUGCUGUCUUACCUGGUUGUGGACGAGGCUCACUGCGUCUCCCAGUGGGGACACGACUUCAGGCCGGACUACCUCAAACUGGGGAAACUGCGUGCUCGAAUGCCGGGGGUUCCCUGUUUGGCCCUGACAGCUACAGCACCCAAGAAUGUACAAGAGGACAUUGUUUUGUCUCUGACUCUGCGCACGCCGCUGUCUUUCAUUACACCUGUCUUCCGCAGUAACUUGCACUACGAUGUGAUCUUCAGGGAGAUGCUGCCAAACCCCUUCGUCCACCUCCACGCCUUCAUUCAGCAAUCUCUGGCCCUGGACAGCGGCUCUAAAGGACAGGGCUGUGGGAUUGUGUACUGUCGGACCAGGGAUAGCUGUGAAUCGGUGGCUCACCAGCUGACCAAGCUCGGAGUCUCGGCCAAACCUUAUCAUGCAGGUCUGAAGACAGGAGAUCGCACAGAGUCCCAGAAUGAGUGGAUGCAAGGGAAGGUGCUGGUUAUCGUAGCCACCAUCAGCUUUGGUAUGGGCGUGGACAAGGCCAAUGUCAGGUUUGUGGCUCACUGGAACUUGGCAAAGUCCCUGGCCAGCUACUACCAAGAGUCAGGAAGAGCCGGGAGAGACGGCCUGCCCUCCUCCUGUCGCAUAUACUACUCCGCCAAAGAUAAGGAGCAACUGAACUUCCUCAUCCGCAAAGAGAUUUCCCGCAAACAGGGGAAACGUGGCUCUCUGAAGGAGACUGACAAAGCAACCAUCACAGACUUUGAUGCCAUGGUGGCGUACUGUGUUCAGGAAGCUUGUCGCCAUACCACCAUCUCCAAGUUCUUUGGGAACAAGACGCCCAACUGUGCCGGUGCCUGUGACUUCUGCCGUAACCCCAAGCUGGUGCGAGCCCAGCUGGAGAAAGGGAGCUCCCUCAGCACCAAGACCAAGGCCCAGAGCAGCCAGCCCUCAGGACCCUUCGGUUUCCUGCCGGGCUUCUACGAAGGAGGGAAGAAGGGCUACGGCUUUGAAAGGUUUGAUGAAGGGGAAGAGGACGCGGAGGGCGGUGAAGACGAUGGCUCAACGAGGAAAAAGGAAUUUUCUAACCUCUACAAGAAGCAGAUGACCAUGCGGAAGGGAAUGACCGUUCGGCGGGAAGGCUUUGUCCCUCCAGAUGAUGACUGCCAACUGAGAGAUGCCAGCAGUCAGAAGAUCCCCAGACUCACUGUAAAGACCAGAAUGCAUUGCUUAAGCCUCCUGAAGGAAGCAUUAUAUGGCCACCAGAGGGCAGAUGACACGUUCAAUGACACCGUUUCCUUAGCAGUCAACACAGAACUCGAUCUUUUUGAGAAGAGCAAAUCUUCAAACCUGUACAAAGCUGCCAUCCUGAAGAAGGUAUCGGAUAUCAAGAAGACAGGACCUGGAGAAAGAGGCGAUGACGGCAAGGCGGGCAGCAGUGAUUCUACGGAAUAUUCGUCGUCUUCUUCCUUUACUGAGAAGCAGCAGGGGUUCACCUCUGCUUCUGAAAUACACUCGAUGAAGCGUAAGAGAUUUGGCGCGGGCAACAUCCUCCAGUACUUUGCAAAGAAAGACACACCGGAGAAGAGCCAGCAGGAGGAGGAGGUGGUACCUGAUAAUACUUCAAUAUCUCCUAACACGGUGGAGGACGAUCAUGAACUCGAUCGACCACUUUUCAUUGGGGAUGAAAUGGAGAUAAGUUCUGGAGAGGAGAGGAAAGAAGAAGUCAUCUUAAUCUCUGAUAAUGAUGAGGAGGAAACCCAUCCAAUAGACACGCUGGAGGUGACGUGGUUUCAGUACAUACCCGCAGAGGAUAUCGCCACUCCUGCAGGACAGAAGGAAACUCAGGAAGAGGAUAAACCUAUUCUGAUAGAAGAGGUGACGGGUGAGGUGACGUCGCAAAAAGCGCCCUCUCCUCCGGCGAAGAGCUGUGACCCCUCAGAGAGAGGACGGAAGGAAACUCAGGAAGAGGAGGAACCUAUUCUGAUAGAAGAGGUGACUGGUGAGGUGACGUCGCAAAAAGCGUCCUCACCUCCGGCGAAGAGCUGUGACUCCUCAGAGAGAGGACAAAAGGAAACGCAGGAAGAGGAGGAACCUGCUCUGACAGAGGAGCACUGUGGCCCCUCAGAGAAAAGAGUGACCUUUAACCCCAACGUGCAGGAGCGCCCUCUGAUCCCCGCCAACGUGCCGGUGACACUGAAGGAGGCGGCGGACAUCGUGGUCCGGUACCUCAACCCGUUUUACUCUAAGGGGAAGUUUGCCACCAAGGAGCUGUUUAAGUCCUUUGCACGCUUUUUAUCCCACCUCCUCACAGAGGGGAGUAGUAAAGGGAAAGACCAAGUUAAAGCCGAAGCCCAAACUCUCAUCAAGAAGUUCUUCAUCAAAGUGCAGCACUGUAAGAGCGAGGCGGACUGGACGCACCUGAGGAAGCUGCAUGAUGGGAAGAGGAAAUGAAAUGUUUUUGAAGGGUCAAGCCCUUCCUCUUUGUCAGUGCCUACGCUUCUCUCGUCCCAGCGAACUCAGUCAGAUCCUGAAUGCCUGCAGAAAGAAAGUUUAAUGAACGGCUUUGUCGGGUUUAUGCCGAUAAUGAAGCACUAACGUGACUGUAGAGCAGUGUUGUACUGUGUGCACACAGAUAUUCAUUUUGUUUAUUUUUCCGCCUGAAAAGUGUGACCACUGUACAUGUCUUGUGUGCAAAGUAUGUUAUAAUUAAUGUUCUAUAGGCAGCCAUUGUCCUUUGUAUGUUUAACCACGAUGACACUUCUACGUUACUGCACUCAAGUCCAUUAUAUCGCAACACAUGUGUUAUGUCUCUGCAAGUUCAUACUUAUCUGAAAUGGAUUCAAACCAAAGGGCUCUUACAAAUGAAGCCAAAGAAACACCUUGUGGAUAUUGAAAAUGCAUACUUGGAAGUCAUUUGGUACAAAAUGUACAAUAACACUGGAUUUCUGGUUGUUUUUUUAUUUGAAAAAUAGCAGAUUGAUCUGUUUUGUAGGGCCUAAUUAUUGCACUUGCAUUGUGAAUGGACAUGCGAGGAAACUGUCCCGCUGUGUGUUUAUUUUCUUGAUUCAAAGACAAACCAAAAGUUGUUUUAAAUGUGGUUGUGUCUUAACAAAAGUGAGAGGAUUUUUUUUUGUGGCAUUUUCAUUGUAAUAAUAUUGUUUCUGAUAAGGGAAAUGUUCCUUGGUUAUAGUGCCUGUCUGCAUGUCAGGCUGUGAGAGGCCAGAGUUUCUGUCUCCACAGUCAGGAAGAGGACAGGAAGCAGUGAUGGACAGAGGCCUGGCUGUGCAGUGAACAGUCAGUCUGUGCUCCUAGCCUCCUACCUGUUUAUAAUAAACUGUAUGUUGAACAGGACUAACCUCA
Molecule: messenger RNA, 3827 nt
Organism: Gymnodraco acuticeps
Lineage: Eukaryota; Metazoa; Chordata; Actinopteri; Perciformes; Bathydraconidae
Gene: recql5
Product: RecQ helicase-like 5
Exons: 23
Coding region: 57-2918 (953 amino acids)
Biological process (GO): double-strand break repair via homologous recombination
Cellular component (GO): cytoplasm; chromosome
Molecular function (GO): four-way junction helicase activity; ATP binding; 3'-5' DNA helicase activity
Source: RefSeq, a predicted model, not a curated record